Molecule: messenger RNA, 2169 nt
Organism: Volvox carteri f. nagariensis
Lineage: Eukaryota; Viridiplantae; Chlorophyta; Chlorophyceae; Chlamydomonadales; Volvocaceae
Exons: 13
Coding region: 1-2169 (722 amino acids)
Cellular component (GO): mitochondrion
Molecular function (GO): GTP binding
Source: RefSeq, a predicted model, not a curated record
AUGCCAACUGCCGGCUGCUGUCCAGAGCCGGUGAACGGCCAUGCGACACUGACAUCACAUGUGACAUAUUCGUUAGCAUAUCGUGAGAUCCAGGUCACUUUCAAGCUUGUGCAAUCGCGCACAAGCCCUGCCGAACGCAUUGAUAAUUUUGCCAGGAUUCUGAAUCCAACUUUCACGACGCAGGGCGAGUCGCCCUGGGCGACGGGCGUCGCCCCGCUAGAAUGGGUUAUCCUGAAGCUCGAUUUUGGGUCGUUAUUACCAGCUCUCGAACACGGCACGCAUAAUCCAGUCCUUAAUUGUAUUUUAACAAACUUCUAUUACGGUAUAUCUUCCACUGCCUGCGGCGUUCCCUUUGUGUCAGCCGUCUUCAGGAGAGCAUCCGUCACGCAGCCGGCCGGCGCCAUGCGCUCCUGCGCACCCUGCGGGCCCACCUGCCGCUCAUCAACAAUACGCGCAGCAUGGCGUCUUGGAUCCAAAACCGUCGUCCCUCCACAUAUCCUUUCACUUGCUCCGACGCUUCUCCUUCCUCAGUUUCGGCAUCAUUUUGCAACUGAGAAGCCAGCUCUUGUGGCGGCUUCUGCCGCAGAACCAGCAGCCAGCACAGAAUCAAAUUUAGGGGACGUUGGCGAACCCCGAGGACCCCGUGGCGCUCGCGGCCGACGACCCGUUAACACUAUCGGCACGAGCUCCGCCUCCGUCGCACCCCCAAGCGCUGCAGACCUCGCAGCAGCAAACUUGCUGAGCGACGAGGCGCUGCGCGCAAUGGGCAUCAAGCUACCCAGUCAUUGCUGCGGCUGCGGCAUGAAGCUGCAGCGGCAGGACGAGCGAGCUCCAGGGUUCUUUACUAUCCCAGCCAGGCUUUUGGAGCCGCCCCGGGGGGCGGCGGGUCCCGCAGCGGCGGGUGAAGAUGCGGGGGAGGUCCCUGUGGUGAGAAGGGAGUUGGGGAAUUGGGGAGGAGGGGAGGACCGGCACGAUGAGGUGGAGUUCGACGACGUGGGGGCGCUGGGUGCGGAUGAGCCCGAUGUGCUGUGUCAGCGUUGCUACUGGCUCACGCACGCCGGGAAGCUCAAGUCGUACGAGGGGGAGGCGGCGCUGCCGACAUUCGAUCUGAGCAAGAAGGUGGGCCGCAAGAUCCACCUACAAAAGGACCGGAAGGCGGUGGUGUUGUGUGUGGUGGACCUCUGGGAUUUCGACGGCUCGUUACCCCGCCAAGCUAUCAGUGCGUUGCUUCCCCCGGGCAGCGGUGAUGAGGCCCCCCAGGAGCUGAAAUUCAAACUGAUGGUGGCGGCGAACAAAUUCGAUUUGCUGCCGUCCGUCGCCACGGUGCCCCGUGUCCAGCAAUGGGUUCGUACACGGCUCAAGCAGGCAGGUCUCCCCCACGCUGACAAGGUGUUCAUGGUCAGCGCCGCCAAGGGGCUCGGCGUCAAGGACAUGGAUAUCCGUCAGGCUCUGGGGUUCCGAGGUGACCUCUGGGUGGUGGGGGCGCAGAACGCGGGGAAGAGCUCCCUCAUCCGGGCCAUGAAGCGGUUGGCGGGGACAGACGGCAAGGGUGACCCAACCGUUGCACCUGUUCCGGGAACAACCUUGGGGCUCCUUCAGGUCCCCGGAAUACCCCUGGGCCCCAAACACCGCACGUUUGACACGCCGGGUGUGCCGCACACCCAUCAGCUCACCAGCCACCUCAACCCCGAGGUCGUCAAAAAGCCCGGGCACUCGGUCUUGCUGGGCGCAGGUCUGGCGCGAGUGGAUGUGGUUUCGGCGCCGGGGCAAACCCUGUACCUGACUGUGUUCGUAUCUGCGCACGUCAACUUGCAUAUGGGCAAGACUGAAGGUGCGGACGACAAGGUGAAAUCACUGACGCAAAACGGUUUGUUAUCGCCUCCGGAGUCGCCGGAAGAGGUUGCAGCGUUGCCCAAAUGGCAGCCGGUGGAGGUCGAGGUGGAAGGCACGGACUGGUCUAGAAGCACGGUGGACGUGGCGGUAGCGGGCCUUGGCUGGGUGGGUGUGGGUUGCCGCGGCAAGGCUCAUCUGCGUUUCUGGACGCUGCCCGGGGUAGCGGUCACCACACAUGCGGCUCUCAUACCGGACUACGCCAAGGAGUUUGAGAAGAAGGGCGUGUCAACGCUGUUGCCGAGGACGCCGAAGAAGCAGCAGGCGAGGAAGGUCUGA